Messenger RNA from Malus domestica (apple), 3052 nucleotides. RefSeq names its product poly [ADP-ribose] polymerase 2-like. NCBI's taxonomy places the organism in Eukaryota, Viridiplantae, Streptophyta, Magnoliopsida, Rosales, Rosaceae. The record is from RefSeq and is a predicted model, not a curated record. Gene Ontology annotation, molecular function: NAD+-protein mono-ADP-ribosyltransferase activity; NAD+ poly-ADP-ribosyltransferase activity. Gene Ontology annotation, biological process: double-strand break repair; protein poly-ADP-ribosylation. Gene Ontology annotation, cellular component: nucleolus.
GAUUCUCCCAUCUCAUACCAAUUCCUCUACGUCUUCUACAAAAACAGCCGCUGCUGAGGACGCUGGAGAGAAAAGGAGACCCCCUCCCCUUCACAGUUUCAACCAUCUCUCCCCCAAUGGCAAGCAAGCUCCAUGUAGAAGAGCCCCGAAACCAAUUGGCUCAGCGUGGUCUCCCCACCACCGGAGCGAAGGCCACCCUGGUUCAGAGGCCCGAUUCUGCUCUUCGCGAGGAGAAGAAGCAACCCACAGGCGCAAGUGAUGGUUCAGCAGCAGAAGCUUCACGGGUUAGUAGAAAGAGGGAAGGGAAGUUAAUUGAAGAGGAGGGAGGUGGGGAGUCUACUGUGUCCGAGAAAAUGAAGGCCACCGAAAAGUUUAGUGGCGUGAAGCAAUUGCACGAAGAAGCCGCUCUUUGUGGAGUUUCGGCAACUGCGUCGAAAACGCUGGAGAGGCUUUCUGAACAUUCUGAUGGCAUUCCUCUAGGUAAAGCUAAUGAGGAAGGAAAUGGCGGCAAGGAGAAGAUAAUAACCGCAACCAAAAAGGGUGCGGCGGUACUGGAUCAGUGGCUACCGGAUGACAUAAAGGCAGAUUAUCAUGUUUUGCAACUGGGGGAUGAUAUAUACGAUGCCAUGUUAAACCAGACCAAUGUCAGUCGUAACAAUAACACAUUCUAUGUGAUUCAAGUUCUUGAAUCUGAUGUUGGUGGAAGUUUCAUGAUUUACUAUAGAUGGGGGAGAGUAGGUUUUAAGGGUCAGAACAAGCUAGCUCCUCACGCAUCCCGCGAGAGCGCGAUCAAGGAGUUUAAACAGAAAUUCCGUGACAAAACCGGGAAUGAUUGGUCCAAUCGAAAAAUGUUCCAGCUUAUCCCAUCCUGCUAUAUGUGGAUAGAAAUGGAUUACAAUGAAAAGGAAGAGCAGUCAGCUGUCAGUAUCCACAACUCUUGGUCUAUGUUUGUCGAAGAAAAGAAUGGCUCUGCUUUAGGACGUCAACCUUUGGAAACACAACUUGAGCCCUGCAUUGCAAAUUUUAUAUCUCUUAUUUUCAACGUCGACAUGAUGAAGCAGCAUGUGAUGGAAAUAGUAUACAACGCUGAUAAGUUGCCUCUGGGUAAGCUUAGCAAAUCAACAAUUCUAAAGGGCUAUAACAUCCUGCGGAGGAUUUCUGAUGUGAUUGGCUCAUCUAACAGGGAAUUAAUCGAACAAUUAAGCGGAGAGUUCUACACUGUCAUUCCUCAUGACAUCAGGUUUAAAAAAAUGCGUAAAUUUGUGAUUGAUACUCCUCAGAAGUUGAAACACAAGCUAGAAAUGGUUGAAGCACUAGGUGAAAUUGAGGUUACAACGAAAUUGUUGAAGGAUGACACAGGAAUGCAGGGAGAUCCCUUGUAUUCCUGUUAUCGAAGCCUUCAUUGUGAGCUGACACCAGUUGGUGCUGAUUCUCAUGAAUUUGAUAUGAUUAAAAAAUAUAUGCGUAAUACUCAUGCAAAAAGACAUUCAACUUACACUGUUGAUAUCGUUCAAAUAUUCCGCACAUCUAAAGAGGGUGAAGUUGAACGCUUCAGGAAGUUUUCUGGUACAAAAAAUAGAAUGCUUUUGUGGCAUGGUUCUCGUCUUACAAACUGGGUUGGUAUAUUAUCUCAAGGCUUGCGCAUAGCUCCACCUGAAGCCCCAGAGACUGGUCACAUGUUCGGGAAAGGAGUUUACUUUGCAGACAUGUUCUCCAAAAGCGCAAAGUAUUGCCAUGCAUCUAAUGGCUGUACAUCUGGGGUGCUGCUUCUAUGUGAGGUUGCGCUGGGCGACAUGGCUGAGCUUUUAACCGCUAACUACGAUGCGGACAAGUUACCCGUAGGAAAACUAAGCACUAAAGGAGUUGGGGGAACUGAACCAGAUUUUUCAGAAGCUCAGUUACUAGAUGACGGUGUCGUGGUUCCCCUGGGAAAGCAGAAAGAGAAUACAAGCCACGAGGGUUCAUUACGGCACAAUGAGUACAUAGUUUACAAUGUGGAACAGAUCAGGAAGCGCUUCGUUGUUCAAGUUAAGUUCAAUUUCAAGAAUGAUUAGCAUCUGGAUAUAGGUCGCGUUUGGUACGCGGGACGGAACGGAACGGAGUGGGACGAGGCAUUCCGUCCCACGUUUGGUGCGUCUAAAACGAGUGGAACGCAUUGUUCCACGGGACAAGUUUUAGAUAAUUUUUCGUUCCGCCUCCCCGUGGAACGACUUGUUCCACGUCCAUGGAACACAAAAUUAUAACAUUUUCGUCUCCUUCAUCCUCCUCGCUUCCAUCCGAGGGCAUGGGGUCGAAAUUGUAACCUUUCCGUCUGCACCUACGCCAACUACUUCUGCACCUACGCCUUCCUCUACCACCAGAAGGCGAACCAGAGCAGCCGACGACGACGAACAAGAAGAAGAAUUAGAAGGUCCAAUCUCAUUCAGGCCGUGCGAUCGGAGCAAUGGCUUGGUGGUGCUAGCGUCCCUAGCCGCCGUUGGAUGAGUUGACUCGGAGAUAGUGAGGGAGGAAGAGUCGCCGUGACCGUCUCCGGAGAAGCAGUGGCCGAUCAGGGGCUGCGAUCGGAGGGAAUAGAAGUCGAAGUCGGCGAUCUGGGUUUUGUUUAUUGAUCAAUAUUUGUGAUAAGAUCUGUUGGUUUUUGUUGAAAUGGCAUGUGGAUUCGUGGGUUUUAGGGGGUUUUCGUUUUUGAUGAAAAUGUUCGAGGAUUUAUGAACUGGGUUCUUGAAUUUACAUGCAGACACUUUUUAGAUUCUUGAAUCAGAUGCAGGAAGAUCCAAUCUGAAUUGGGUUUUGCAAUUAAGUUUAUUAUGCUUCAUUAUCUGGUUUGUGGAUUUAUCAGUUUCAUGUGACUCGUUCCCGGGCAGUCUCUGCACCUCCGGCUGUGGCUCCGCGGUCAUUUGUGUUCCGUUCAACGCGUACCAAACGCAGAACAGAACAACCAACAUGUUCCGUCCCAUCCGGUUCGCGUACCAAACGCUACCAAUAUGGAACUAGAUAUGAUCGGUGUUGUAGUCAUGUACAUUUUGCCUUUAUUUAUUUAUCUUUGUUUUUC